Molecule: messenger RNA, 5804 nt
Organism: Symphalangus syndactylus (siamang)
Lineage: Eukaryota; Metazoa; Chordata; Mammalia; Primates; Hylobatidae
Gene: ZNF343
Product: zinc finger protein 343
Biological process (GO): regulation of transcription by RNA polymerase II
Cellular component (GO): nucleus
Molecular function (GO): zinc ion binding; RNA polymerase II cis-regulatory region sequence-specific DNA binding; DNA-binding transcription factor activity, RNA polymerase II-specific
Source: RefSeq, a predicted model, not a curated record
CGGAGGAAGGGGCUCGGCUCGCGGUGCUCAUUGGGGCGGGGCGAUGGGGUGAGCCCCUGCUUGCCCGGAGCUCCGCGGACCUUUUUUCCCCCCGGGGGGACGAGAGGGACCUAGAACUCUAAUGUCUGUCUUGAACCAGGCGGGAUUAUUCUGAGUCAACCAGUUUUCGAAUAGGGAAGGCGGCACCACUCUUGCGUCCUGGGGUUUAUUUGGGCUGUGGGGAUGAGUUCUGCCAGGACCAAAUGGACCAACAUCCCCGCGGCUGGGGUGGCGACGUGGCUAGGUCCGCACAUCCCUGGGGGGUUUUUGGCUGGAGAGCGUUUUGAGUCCUGCAUCACCGAGUUUUUCUGUUUUUUGGGUGGGGCUGGAUAUGUCCCAAGUGGUGACCGGGGUGGUUAGGGGGAGGCCAUCUCAGGCCUUGAUGCCUGAUGGGCCUUGGUUUAUUAGGGGUUGGGGGGUGGAAGUGGAGGUGCGCUUGACGUGGUCAAAAUAUCCUGAGAGGGUCUGGGCGAGUGUCUUGGGUCAGGAGUCCCUGGGGUUUUUAGGGAGGUGAGGGAGGUUUUGUCCUCUGGUAAUGGUGGGCUGUAUCACUCUGACAUGCAUCUAGGCAGCUUUUUUGAAUGGGGGCAGGCCUUUUCUCUGGGACCUGUUGUCUCAAGGUGUGUCAUGUGGGAGGUGCCCCCUGUGCUUUGUGGCAAAGAUCCUGGGUUUGGUCGUCAUCGGGGUGGCCCGUCUGGCUGACUCCUUUCCUGGACUGCUUUUCCCUCACAUGUUAGUGUGUCCGGAAUUGGUGGGUUCUUGGUCUCACUGACUUAAAGAAUGAAGCCGCGGACCCUCGCGGUGAGUGUUACAGUUCUAAAGGCGGCGUGUCCGGAGUUUGUUCCUUCUGAUGUUCGGAAUCGGAGUUUCUUCCUUCUGGUGGGUUCGUGGUCUUGCUGGCUCAGGAGUGAAGCUGCAGACCUUCGCAGUGAGUGUUACAGCUCUUAAGGUGGCACGUCUGGAGUUGUUCGUUCCUCCCGGUGGGCUCGUGGUCUCGCUGGCUUCAGGAGUGAAGCUGCAGACCUUUGCAGUGAGUGUUACAGCUGGUAAAAGCAGUGUGGACCCAAAGAGUGAGCAGUAGCAAGAUUUAUUGCAAAGAGCGAAAGAACAAAGCUUCUACGGUGUAGAAGGGGACCCGAGCGGGUUGCCGCUGCUGGCUCGGGCAGCCUGCUUUUAUUUUUUUAUCUGGCCCCACCCACGUCCUGCUGAUUGGUAGAGCCGAGUGGUCUGUUCUGACAGGGCGCUGAUUGGUGUGUUUACCAUCCCUGAGCUAGACAUAAAAGUCCUCCACGUCCCCAUCAGAUCAGUUAGACACAGAGUAUCGACACAAAGGUUCUCCAAGGCCCCACCAGAGCAGCCAGACACAGAGUGUGGAUUGGUGCACUCACAAACCCUGAGCUAGACACAGGGUGCUGAUUGGUGUGUUUACAAACCUUGAGCUAGAUACAGAGUGCGCAUUGGUGUAUUUACAAUCCUUCAGCUAGACAUAAAGGUUCUCCAAGGCCCCACCAGAGCAGCUAGAUACAGAGUGUCGAUUGGCGCAUUCACAGACCCUGAGCUAGACACGGUGCUGAUUGGUGUAUUUACAAUCCCUGAGCUAGACGUAAAGGUUCUCCACAUCUCCACCAGACUCAGGAGCCCAGCUGGCUUCACCCAGUGGAUCCUGCACCGGGGCAGCAGGUGGAGCUGCCUGCCAGUCCCGUGCCGUGCGCUUGCACUCCUCAGCCCUUGGGUGGUUGAUGGGACUGGGCACCGUGGAGCAGGGGGUGGCACUCGUUGGGGAGGCUUGGGCUGCACAGGAGCCCAUGGAGGGGGUGGGAGGCUCAGGCAUGGCGGGCUACAGGUCCCGAGCCCUGCCCCGUGGGAAGGCAGCUAAGGCCUGGUGAGAAAUCGAGCAUAGCGCCGGUGGGCUGGCACUGCUGGGGGACCCAGUACACCCUCCGCAGCCGCUGGUCCGGGUGCUAAGCCCCUCAUUGCCCACAUUGCCCAGGGCCGGCAGGCUGCUCUGAGGGGGCGGGGGGGGGCCCACCAAGCCCACGCCCACCCGGAACUCCAGCUGGCCCGCAAGUGCCACACGCAGCCCCGGUUCUCGCUUGCACCUCUCCCUCCACACUUCCCUGCAAGCUGAGGGAGUAGGCUCCGGCCUUGGCCAGCCCAGAAAGGGGCUCCCACAGUGCAGCGGUGGGCUGAAGGGCUCCUCAAGUGCCGCCAAAGUGGGAGCCCAGGCAGAGGAGGCACCAAGAGCAAGCGAAGGCUGUGAGGACGGCCAGCACGCUGUCAUCUCUCAUUAGGGCCAAACAUCUGGUUUGGGGCUGUGAAGGAUUAGGUAUGGUAGGGAACUCUGACGGCUUCUAGUCAACAAUCCAAAUCACUUCUGGCAUAUGGUCCACCUUCUCCAAUCCCUGCCUGCUGGGAGAGGACGAUCUCUUGAGAAAGGAAAGAUUUCUGUGCUCCUGAGAACCUCCUAUCAGGUCCUGGCUGCAUGGAAACAAGAUGGGCUUUUUACAAUUAAGGUUGGAAGAAGUCACCACAGGCAGCAGAACUCCAUCUUGAGAUGAAAUAACAUCUACCUGGACCUCUGGCAGAAUUUCAAGGCACACACUGGGCUGACUCUGGGGCCACGAUGUUGCCUUACCCUUUAGCACUGGGAGAUCAAUACUGGGAAGAGAUUUUGCUUUCAAAGAAUGGGGAAAAUGUAGAGACCAUGAAGAAAUUGACCCAAAAUCAUAAAGCGAAAGGCUUGCCUUCUAAUGAUACUGACUGGUCCCAGAAAAAGGAGGGAAAGGCCCAAAUAGUGGUACCAGUUACAUUCAGGGAUGUGACUGUGAUCUUCACAGAAGCAGAAUGGAAGAGACUGAGUCCAGAGCAGAGGAAUCUGUACAAAGAAGUGAUGCUGGAGAAUUACAGGAAUCUUCUCUCAUUGGCAGAACCAGAGCCAGAAAUCUACACUUGUUCCUCCUGCCUUCUGGCCUUCUCCUGUCAGCAGUUCCUCAGUCAACAUGUACUUCAGAUCUUCCUGGGCUUAUGUGCAGAAAAUCACUUCCAUCCAGGGAAUUCUAGCCCAGGGCAUUGGAAACAGCAGGGGCAGCAGUAUUCCCAUCCAAGCUGUUGGUAUGAAAAUGCAGAAGGUCAGGAGAGAGGAGGUGGCUCCAAACCCUGGUCUGCAAGGACAGAGGAGAGAGAAACCUCAAGGGCAUUCCCCAGCCCACUCCAAAGACAGUCAGCAAGUCCUAGAAAAGGCAACAUGGUGGUAGAAAUAGAGCCCAGCUCAGCCCAAAGACCAAACCCUGUGCAGCUAGACAAAGGCUUGAAGGAAUUAGAAACCUUGAGAUUUGGAGCAAUCAACUGUAGAGAGUGUGAACCGGACCAUAACCUGGAAUCAAACUUUAUUACAAACCCGAGGAUCCUCUUAGGGAAGAAGCCCUACAUUUGCAGUGAUUGUGGGCGAAGCUUUAAAGAUAGAUCAACCCUCAUCAGACACCAUCGUACACACUCGAUGGAGAAGCCUUAUGUGUGCAGUGAGUGCGGGCGAGGUUUUAGCCAGAAGUCCAACCUCAGCAGACACCAGAGAACACAUUCAGAAGAGAAGCCUUAUUUGUGCAGGGAGUGUGGGCAAAGCUUUAGAAACAAGUCCAUCCUCAAUAGACAUCAGUGGACUCACUCAGAGGAGAAGCCCUAUGUUUGCAGUGAGUGUGGGCGAGGCUUUAGCGAGAAGUCAUCCUUCAUCAGACACCAGAGGACACACUCCGGUGAGAAACCCUAUGUGUGCCUGGAGUGUGGACGAGGCUUUUGUGAUAAGUCAACCCUCAGAAAACACCAGAGGAUACACUCAGGGGAGAAGCCUUAUGUUUGCAGGGAGUGUGGGCGAGGCUUUAGCCAGAACUCAGAUCUUAUCAAACAUCAGAGGACACACUUGGAUGAGAAGCCUUAUGUUUGCAGGGAGUGUGGGCGAGGCUUUUGCGACAAGUCAACCCUCAUCAUACAUGAGCGGACGCACUCUGGAGAGAAGCCUUAUGUGUGUGGUGAGUGUGGCCGAGGCUUUAGUCGGAAAUCACUCCUCCUUGUCCACCAGAGGACACACUCAGGGGAGAAGCAUUAUGUCUGCAGGGAGUGUAGGCGAGGUUUUAGCCAGAAGUCAAAUCUCAUCAGACACCAGAGGACACACUCAAAUGAGAAGCCUUAUAUUUGCAGGGAAUGUGGGCGAGGCUUUUGUGACAAGUCAUCCCUCAUUGUACAUGAGAGGACACACUCAGGAGAGAAGCCUUACGUGUGCAGUGAGUGUGGCCGAGGCUUUAGCCGGAAAUCACUCCUCCUUGUCCACCAGAGGACACACUCAGGGGAGAAGCAUUAUGUUUGUAGGGAGUGUGGGCGAGGCUUUAGUCAUAAGUCAAAUCUCAUCAGACACCAGAGGACACACUGACGGGAGAAACCUGUGUAUGCGGGGGUCAUGAACAAGACCUGAGUGACCAGUCAAGCCUCAUGUUACCCCAGGGAGACACACGGGGAGUAGACCCUGUGUAUGCAGAUUGUGAGUGAAGUUCCAGAGAUGUGUCAACUGUUAUCGGGCAUGGGAGGGACACGUUCAGGAGAGGAGCCUUAUGAGUACAGAGUAUGGGCAACUGUAGCCAUCAGUCAGCCUUCAGCAUGCACAAAAGAACACACUUAGGAGAGAAGUUUAUGUGUAGGGACUGUGGGAAGGCUUUAGCAAUAAUCAACAUUUACCAAACAUCCAAUGAUAGCCUCAGGGGAAAGCACCCUUGUCUGGGGAGUGUUGGUGAGCAUCAGUAAAAGAAUGGACAGUCAGGCACAAAGUGGCCCUCAGGAAGGAGGUCUUUGUUUGCAGGAUGUAUGGGCAAAGCUUUUGUGAUCACAUACCACAGGGAGAAUCCGCAUGUGGGGACACUGUGGACUUCUGCCCAGAUGACCUUUUCAGGGCUUAACACCCCAGCUGCUUGAGAGAACAGUGUUGCUGCUGGCAGAGAUGCAUUCCAGAGAUGCACUCCACUCUGGAACUCGCUCUCAGCCACAGGGAGCUGCACACACCACAGGGGCGAUGCACCUUUGCAGGGGUAGCUUCUGGCCCCAACCUUUGACUCAACGGGGACAACUCCAGAAGGUCAUUCCAGGUCCAGAGAUCCCCAUCGAACUGAAGGACCACUGGGUUGCAGACACAUUGCAGGUCAGUCUCUUCCUCUGUCCAGUCCUGCCCUGACUCCCCAAUGAAUCCUCAGUUUUCCAUCUCAUUGUCUCUCCAGAUAAUUGAUUCUAAGACAUGUUAGGUAUAUAAGGAGUGUAGAUAAGGCUUCAGCCAUGAGUCACCUCUCAGUAAGCCCCAGAGUAUAUAGAAUAGAAAUUCUGCAUGUGUGGGGAGAAUGGACAAGGACUUAGGAAAAAGUCCUCAUCAAAGAACAGCUUUUUUGGGACAAGCUUUACAUGGGUGGGGAGGGAAAAUGUGAAACACAUUAGCAAUAAGUUAAACCUCAUCUUGUACUAAAGGAGGACACACUCAGGGAGAAGACCUCUGUGGGCAGGGCUUGUGGGUGGAGCUUCAUCCCGAUGUCACUCCUCAACUGACUUAGGAGGACAGUGUUGCUACCCCAAGUCACUACCUCACUCGCCUCUGAGGGGUUUUCAGGAAAUAUCUUGACUCCCCCAUGUACUCUGUAUGUGAGUGAAGAUGGCAGUAACUGUUAAAUAAGCAUUCUUUUCUACUUCUUGGAAUCAGAUGAAAUAAAAAAGUAGGCUUUAUUUAAGUAAUCAAAAAA